AUGGAGGAGGCGGACGGGCUCGACGACUUCUACAAGCUCCACCAGUUCAAGCCGUCCAAGGAGCAUGCCGUGACCUACUUCCUGCCGCGCCUCCUCGCCGGCUCGCCGCUGCCGCACGGCGCCGACAUGCUCAUCCGCCACGCCGACGUCUACGCCUGCGAGCCCAAGGACCUCGCCGCCGAGUACGCGCCCGUGCCCUCGGCCGUCCGCACCGGCGACCGCUUCUUCUUCACGACGUGCAAGCACAAGAGCGGGAGGGACGUCCGGGUCGCGCGCGUCGCCGGCGCCGGCACCUGGGCCGUCCAGAAGACCGAGAACGUCUACGACGACGAGGGAGCCAAGGUCGGCGAGGUCAAGCACCUGUCGUUCAAGAAAGGCAAGGUGAGCACCGGCUGGGUCAUGGAGGAGUACCGGUGCCUGCGGCCCGAGGCCCUUGUGGCCGACGGGGAGAAGGUGCUCUGCAAGAUCCAUUUGGCUCCGAAGGCGAGCGCCGCCGCCCGCCAGGAAUCCGACGCGUACAAGCUUCGUCAAGAACCAGCACAGCCGCCGGUGCCGCAACCAGACACCGUGACCGCGAGCGCGCACGCGCAGAAGAGGCGAGCGCCGGUCGCCACCGCCGAUCUCGAUCUGUCAAGCUCCAAGAAGAUGCGGGUCGCCACCCCUGUCCAGACACCUGAUGAGAAAGAGUACGAGGAAUGUCCGGUCGUGGUUCACGCCUGCUACAUCCGCUUCCUUGCCAACUGCGUACACCUUCGCUGCUCAAGCUGA
Lolium rigidum is the source of this 768-nucleotide messenger RNA. RefSeq names its product NAC domain-containing protein 86-like. The record is from RefSeq and is a predicted model, not a curated record. Lineage: Eukaryota; Viridiplantae; Streptophyta; Magnoliopsida; Poales; Poaceae. The transcript has a single exon. Gene Ontology annotation, biological process: regulation of DNA-templated transcription; system development. Gene Ontology annotation, molecular function: DNA binding. The coding region runs from base 1 to 768 and encodes 255 amino acids.